Molecule: messenger RNA, 1096 nt
Organism: Aspergillus ruber CBS 135680
Lineage: Eukaryota; Fungi; Ascomycota; Eurotiomycetes; Eurotiales; Aspergillaceae
Product: putative short-chain dehydrogenase/reductase family protein
Exons: 4
Coding region: 147-986 (279 amino acids)
Molecular function (GO): oxidoreductase activity
Source: RefSeq, a predicted model, not a curated record
UGAGCAUAUACACUACUCGAUCACUAUAUCCAAGACCUAAUUCUUCAACAGAGUACAUACUUGUUCCUCUUACCAGACUCUGCAUCUUCAAAUUGCUACUUCCUAGCCUCCGACUACCCCGCAUUACUGACCUCCGAUAGAACACAAUGGCUGCUCCUCGUGGACGUCUCCAAGGCAAGAAUGCCAUCAUCACCGGUGCCGCGGGUGGCAUUGGUCUCGAAACCUCCAUCCUCUUCGCCCGCGAAGGCGCCAACGUUCUCAUGGCCGACAUCUCCGAACCCGCACUCGAGAAAGCCCAGGCCAAGCUGAAGGAAGUCGUUCCCACAGCUCCCCGCGUCGAAACAAUCAAGUGCGACGUCUCCAAGGAAUCCGACGUGCAGCGCAUGGUCGACUCGCAGGAUAGCUGGGGUGGAACGGACGUUAUCUUCAACAACGCCGGCAUUAUGCACGCAGACGAUGCUGAUGCUAUUGAUACCCCGGAGAAGAUCUGGGAUUUGACGCACAACAUUAAUGUUAAGGGUGUGUGGUUCGGUAGCAAGCAUGCUGUGCAGAGUAUGCGGAGGAACAAGAAGACGAGGGGUAGUAUCAUCAACACGGCGAGUGUGGUUGCUUUGGUUGGUGCUGCCACGCCGCAGUUGGCAUACACUGCUAGCAAGGGCGCUGUGUUGGCGAUGACUCGUGAGUUGGCUAUUGUGCACGCUCGUGAGGGAUUCCGCUUCAAUGCCCUGUGCCCUGCUCCUUUGAACACCCCCCUUCUCCAAGACUGGCUCGGUGACGACCAGGCCAAGCGUUUCCGUCGUGAGGUUCACUUCCCCACCGGCCGUUUUGGUGAGGCCAUCGAGCAGGCCCACGCCGUCGUCUUCCUGGCUAGUGACGAGAGCAGCUUCGUCAACGGAACAGACUUUGUUGUUGACGGUGGAAUGAGCAAGGCAUAUGUCACCCCCGAAGGACCUGCGUUGGCCGCUCCCCAAAACUUGGGGCAUUAAACAUAUUUUUACAUACCUGCCCCCUAGAUACAUCCGAUAAAGAACAAUAAGAUAUCCACAUCAUAACGUAUACCUACAACUACACACUUCAAAGUACUGUACAUGUCCCG